Cucurbitaria berberidis CBS 394.84 is the source of this 1752-nucleotide messenger RNA. RefSeq lists its product as uncharacterized. The transcript is spliced from 2 exons. Bases 1 to 1752 code for a protein of 583 amino acids. NCBI's taxonomy places the organism in Eukaryota, Fungi, Ascomycota, Dothideomycetes, Pleosporales, Cucurbitariaceae. The record is from RefSeq and is a predicted model, not a curated record.
AUGUCCAAUCCAGCCUCUGUCGAUGUUAGUCAGACAAGAUAUGUUCCGCCAGAGACCACAGGACACCUGGAUGAUCUCGAAGUAGCCAGCAAGUCCCUUUCGCAGGGCGAAAAAGCCAUCUUACAAGUCAUCGAUGCGCCAUAUGAUGGAACAACGCCGCAGGUCCGCGCCAUCUUCAGCUUUAACGACGACAUUGCUGAGGGAAUGAAGAGUCUUCCGCCACAUAGCACCAAGACUGCAAGGAUUUUAGAUGUCACUGUCCAUUCUGAUUUCAUCAUCACCGGCCUCAGAGAUACGAAGGGCCCAGAGACAACACGGUCAGCCAGAGAUGCCUUGAUAAAGUAUCUACAAGAUACAUAUACGCAACCAUUCGAGGAACGGCGAAUUUUCAGAUGGCUCAGUGAUCCGCUUCUCGUGAACGACAUUGGUAGCAUAUCCUCCCAAUGGUCUCAGCGUCUAGGCGGCGGCAGUACAAAUCUGUAUCGCCUUGUCAACCGUACGAGCUUGCAACAGCAUCCUUUGGAUUAUGACGUCCAUCCAAGAGACUCGUAUCUGACCUGUGUGCAAGAUGCAAAUGACCGGUUAAUAGUCAUCAUAGUGAACGAUGUCUGGUCCAGACAAACAUUUCGCACGAACAAAUCUCGUAACAGCCAUAUCCUUUUCCAAAAUCCUCGCACUAUUUCGAAUAUGCUGGCAGGGACUAGUUGGACCUCCCUCUCCGAUGGGUCCCUCGACACUUUCGCCAAACUCUUAGUCGUAGACUUCUUCCUUACGUCCAUCUACCUGCAACCCGUGGAUUACUACGGACUCCUGAUAUACCCACAACUGUCCAAAAAGGAAGUCGUAAAGUUUUCGCUCACUAAAAACCCUCAUCUUCAAGUUCCGUUAGGCCUCUUCGAACCUCGACUAUCUGCUAAGAGCAGAGAGGCAUUCAAGGAGAUAGAAGACACCGAAGGCAUCCUAAGGAGUGUCAAAAACUUGGUGGAUUCCAUUCUUUUUGUGGUCGCAGCUCUCAAGCAAAGUGACAUCGCAGGCUCACAGCAGUCUGACCGCAAAGAUCACGAGAGACGCAUACAAGAGCUAGAGGCAUUGUGCUUGGAGCGCGGCAACAACGCGCAGAGGGCCCUAGAGGCUCUGAACCGCCAGCUGGAUUACCUGACGAAGAGGCACGCCAUCCGCGAAGCCAAGGCGAUCAAAAUCUUGACGAUACUGGCCUCCUUGUAUUUGCCCUUGUCACUCUCAGCCUCCUUACUAGGUGUGCAAUCCCCUUUUAAAACGAUAGCCCACACCCGAACGCUGGAAGACCAGAAUUCGCCGGGAGACGAGCGAUUACUCGGAACAAACUUGCUCUUCGACUUCUUUGGCGUAUUCAUUGGGCUCGCUACCGCCACCAUGUUCAUCGUACAUGCUAUUAGACUCGGACUUUGGAUCAAAUCAAAUGGGCUAGGUAUACUAUCGAAGAAAUUCAGCGGCCCAUUCUCUAUAUUCCACUAUGGAAGGCGAUGGCGCUAUGGUGGACUAGGAGGCCGAAUUUUCGACAUCGUCCGCGUUCUCACUGCAUGGUGGAUCGGCGCCGGAUUCUUCAUCACGCUCCUGGUGAUAUUCAUGGUUGGCAUGCUCAGAACGGCCCAGAACGCAUGGGACACUGCCAAAUGGAUGUUCGGGGCGUAUAUGGUGGUUGGCGGAGUUCUCAUAGGGUGCUACGUCGUUAUAUACUGGUCCUUGCACCAGAAGAGGCUUCGGGUUCGAUAG